AUGAGGACAAGAUAUAAAAGCCCUUCAGGGACAGGCAUUCUCGAAAUUGAUGAUGGCGCCACAAUUCAGAUGGUUUUCGAUGCACUCAAGGCAGAGACACGAAUUGAAAACUUUUCAAUCAAGUAUGGUCCUCCAAACGGAAUGAAAACCAUCAAGCUAGAACACAAAGAUCUCGUAGCCAGAGACUUCAGGCUCCACGGCGAAACACUUACAAUCGUUCCGAUCCAGUCUAAGGUAGAUUUGGCAAGCUCCGGUUAUGCUCCGCACCGUUCGGAUGAUGGAAAACACGCCGGAACAGCCAUCAUCGCUAAUACGAGCUCCGGUGAUGUAGUAAUACCAUGGCCAGAGAGGGAAGGCAGCUUGCUUCUUCGUGUCAUGCCAAGUGAUAAUAGCUGUCUCUUUACAGCGUUUGGUGGAGCUCUACUGAAACAAAUUCCCGCAGAGAAACUCCGUCAGAUGAUGGCUGAGUGUAUCACGGAGCAUCCUGACGUCUAUACUGAAGCAAUUCUCGGUUGCUCGCCCACUGACUACUGCCACGGCAUCAAGGAUCCUGAUCGGUGGGGAGGGGGAAUUGAGCUCAGUAUAUUGUCUACGAUUUUUGACAUUCAAAUAUGUACUUUUGAUGUUCAGGGACAAAAUCUCAUGACCUUCGGCGAGGGAAAGCAGGAUCGAUGCAUUUUGGUUUAUUCUGGCAUUCAUUAUGACCGUGUUGCCUUUAGCUACUCUGAUUUUCCUCACAAUGUGGCUUCGUUGCCUCCAGAAAUGGACAGGUCGAUCUGGCCCACCGAUGAUUCAGAGGUGCUGGUGGACUGGUCUUAG
Molecule: messenger RNA, 819 nt
Organism: Metarhizium album ARSEF 1941
Lineage: Eukaryota; Fungi; Ascomycota; Sordariomycetes; Hypocreales; Clavicipitaceae
Product: Ovarian tumor, otubain
Exons: 4
Coding region: 1-819 (272 amino acids)
Biological process (GO): protein deubiquitination; endoplasmic reticulum unfolded protein response
Cellular component (GO): nucleus; cytosol
Molecular function (GO): cysteine-type deubiquitinase activity
Source: RefSeq, a predicted model, not a curated record